Messenger RNA from Aspergillus brunneoviolaceus CBS 621.78, 656 nucleotides. RefSeq lists its product as uncharacterized. The record is from RefSeq and is a predicted model, not a curated record. Lineage: Eukaryota; Fungi; Ascomycota; Eurotiomycetes; Eurotiales; Aspergillaceae. The coding region runs from base 106 to 552 and encodes 148 amino acids. The transcript is spliced from 2 exons.
GCCCUCCGGAGCACUACUUGGAAAGAUUUUCAUAUACUCUCCACUUCAUCCCUAAUUGAUCCGGCUUCACAAUCUCUAUCCUCGCUCAGUGAACUUCUCAACAAGAUGACUCCUAUCCGCUCAUUCAUGCUCAUGGCUGCUCUGGCAUUCUCGAAUGUGGAAGCUUUGGCUGGCUGUCAGAACUCAGUGUACAACGAGACAGUCGCCUACUUCAACAGCGCGCCCGUCACCUUCAGCUUCGAGAUCGCCACCGCCACUGAAUGCCAGAACUGGUGCCGAAAUGUCAAGGCAUGCCAAGCCUGGCUUUAUGUUGACCAAUCAGGCCAGUGUGACUUGCACCGCACCAAAGCACUGAGCCUUUCGGACAACAUUGGCUUCACAUUUGGCGGAUGCGAGCCGAACCCCGAGUCUCGGUUACCUCCAUCUCCCACUGCAUCUCCCACUGCAUCCUCCUCCGCUGCUGCGAGCAAAAAUCAGAUCCCUUCAGAGAGUGCUACCUUGCCCCGUGCGAGGCGUGAAAUCUUUCGCCAUAGACACGAACAUCACCAUUGAGACGUUGCGGUGGAAAUUAUUGUAUUGUGGGAAUUUCGAGGGCAAAGAUUGCAUCAUGACCUGUGCUUAUCAAUGUAUAUGGUCGCAAACAAUUUCCAGGAAGC